AUGAUCUGCAACUCACAUACUAUCAACUAUCAUCUUCUUUUGUUUCUUCUUGUUGUGCACAUAAUUGGGUCUCUCUUACUUCAACUUUGUGAAGGAAGAGAGACAAUAACAAUUGACAAUGAGAUCAGAGACGACAAUGAAACGCUAGUAUCAGCUGGAGAACGAUUUCGAUUGGGUUUCUUCACUCCAGAAGGAGUCCAUAACAAAGAGAGAUUCGUCGGGAUAUGGUACUACAGAGAUCCAAAAACAGUUGUAUGGGUGGCCAACCGAAAUGAAUCUCUCUCCGAUUCCUUUGGAGUUUUUGGCAUUGCUGAUGAUGGCAACCUCAAGGUACUCGAUAGAAAUAAAACUUACUUUUCCACUGAUCUCGAAAGCUCUUCUGCUUCUAACAGGACAGUGAAGCUGUUUGAUUCUGGAAACUUGGUUUUAAUUGAUAAUCAAUCAGGAAGUGUUUUAUGGCAAAGCUUUGAUCACCCAACAGACACUUUUCUCCCCGGAAUGAAGAUGGAUGACAAAAAAAAAUUGACCUCAUGGAAAAGUGCAAAAGACCCAGGAAGGGGAAACUUUACGUUCGAACUAGAUGAAGAACUCAGCAACGGACCUAUUUACCUCACCCGGCAAAGAACGACGACAUACUGGAAAAGUGGAGAUUCAGGUGGAUUCGACAGCCCCAACGAAUUGCCCUCAGGAGUGGCUUACUUGCUCUCAAAUUUUAGUACGAAGUCAAAAAGGUACAAAAAUCUUAUAGUUACUGAACGCUCUUACAAUAAUACGAGGCUGUUGAUGAACUCCUCUGGCGAGAUACAAUAUUUUAAUUGGAGUAACGGUAACAACUUGUGGUCGUUGAUAUGGUCAGAGCCUCGCGACAAUUGUAGUGUAUAUAAUUUUUGUGGCAAAUUUGGUAGCUGCAACAGCCAGAAUAGUACAGUGUGCAGCUGUGUGGCAGGGUGUGAGCCUGUUUCACCGGAAAACUGGGUUACGGGAGAUUUUGAAAGUGGGUGUACUCGGAAAUCACCAACAUGCAACAAGGAGGGGAGUGAUAUUUUUCACAACUUGAUGCUGAUGAAGGUGGGGAAACCGGACUCGCAGUCGUACGACGCGGCCGAUAGUGAUGAGGCUUGCAGAAAGGAGUGUCUUGACAAUUGCCAUUGCCAGGCUUAUUUAUAUAAUGGAGGCAAUGAUACAGGAAGGGUAAGUGAUAACAGUACACAUGGAUGCUGGAUUUGGAACACGGAUCUCAUCAAUCUUCAGGAGGGAUACCCCGACUAUAACCUUUCGAUCCGUGUGGCAGCUUUCGAGAUAGGAGGCGGAAACCCUAAUAACCAAUCAAAAGUGCCUCAGAAUAGCGAGACAGUCCCUCUGAAAACCGUGAUUAUAUCUACAACUCUGAUUUUCCUGAUCCUUCUAUUAUGCAGCUUUAGCUAUGUUGUUUAUCGACGAAAAACGGCAGCCAAAAGAAGAGAAACCAGAGAAGGCAUGCGUGGGAAUCCUUUAACGCACUUACAUGACAGCGAACGACAAGUCAGAGAAUUGAUAGGUACAAGCCAUUUUAAAGAUGAUGACAAGGAAGCCAUUGAUGUACCUUUUUUUGAUAUGGAAAUCAUACUAGCAGCUACAAAUAACUUCUCCGAUGAAAAUAAACUGGGACAAGGAGGAUUUGGGCCCGUUUACAAG
Molecule: messenger RNA, 1674 nt
Organism: Ilex paraguariensis (yerba mate)
Lineage: Eukaryota; Viridiplantae; Streptophyta; Magnoliopsida; Aquifoliales; Aquifoliaceae
Source: the annotation of a GenBank genome assembly